CAGGAAUUUAUAAUCAUGCGUGAAUGUCUCUCUGUCCAUGUUGGCCAGGCCGGCGUCCAAAUGGGAAAUGCAUGCUGGGAGCUCUACUGCCUGGAGCACGGCAUCCAGCCCGAUGGUCAGAUGCCCAGUGACAAGACCAUCGGAGGAGGAGACGACUCCUUCAACACCUUCUUUAGUGAGACUGGAGCUGGCAAACAUGUUCCCAGAGCCGUCUUUGUGGACUUGGAGCCAACAGUCAUUGAUGAGGUCCGUACAGGAACCUACCGCCAGCUCUUCCAUCCUGAGCAGCUGAUCACCGGAAAGGAAGAUGCAGCCAACAACUACGCUCGUGGUCACUACACCAUCGGCAAGGAGAUCAUCGACCUGGUUCUUGACAGGAUUCGUAAACUGGCUGACCAAUGCACAGGGCUCCAAGGGUUCCUCAUCUUCCACUCAUUUGGAGGAGGAACCGGCUCAGGCUUCACCUCUCUGCUGAUGGAGCGUCUCUCUGUUGAUUACGGCCAAAAGUCCAAACUCGAGUUUGCCAUCUAUCCAGCCCCCCAGGUGUCCACCGCUGUGGUGGAGCCCUACAACUCCAUCCUGACCACCCACACCACCCUGGAGCACUCGGACUGCGCCUUCAUGGUGGACAAUGAGGCCAUCUACGACAUCUGCCGCAGGAACCUGGACAUCGAGCGCCCCACCUACACCAACCUCAACAGGCUGAUUGGCCAGAUCGUCUCCUCCAUCACCGCCUCCCUGCGCUUCGACGGCGCCUUAAACGUGGACCUGACGGAGUUCCAGACCAACUUGGUGCCCUACCCUCGUAUCCAUUUCCCUCUGGCCACCUACGCUCCGGUUAUCUCAGCAGAGAAGGCCUACCACGAGCAGCUCACUGUGGCUGACAUCACCAACGCCUGCUUCGAGCCAGCCAAUCAGAUGGUGAAAUGCGACCCUCGCCACGGCAAGUACAUGGCCUGCUGUCUCCUGUACCGCGGUGAUGUAGUGCCCAAAGAUGUCAACUCUGCCAUCGCCACCAUCAAAACAAAGCGCACCAUCCAGUUUGUGGACUGGUGUCCCACAGGCUUCAAGGUGGGCAUCAACUACCAGCCUCCCACUGUGGUUCCUGGAGGAGACCUGGCCAAGGUGCAGAGGGCCGUGUGCAUGCUGAGCAACACCACCGCCAUCGCCGAGGCCUGGGCUCGCCUCGACCACAAGUUCGACCUGAUGUACGCCAAGAGGGCCUUCGUCCACUGGUACGUCGGAGAGGGGAUGGAGGAGGGAGAGUUCUCGGAGGCCAGAGAGGACAUGGCUGCCCUGGAGAAGGAUUACGAAGAGGUGGGCACUGACAGCGUCGGUGAGGAAGGAGAGGAAGAGUACUAAGAGACUGACACAAGGAGUUAAAUGUAUUCACGCAACUGUAUUUCAAUUGUCACAAAACUGUAACAAUAUUCUGUGUUUACACUUUAAAACAAUAACACUAUGUAGAAUAAAGCAAAACUGCUAAGCAUU
Molecule: messenger RNA, 1491 nt
Organism: Perca fluviatilis (European perch)
Lineage: Eukaryota; Metazoa; Chordata; Actinopteri; Perciformes; Percidae
Product: tubulin alpha-1A chain-like
Exons: 4
Coding region: 16-1362 (448 amino acids)
Biological process (GO): microtubule cytoskeleton organization; mitotic cell cycle
Cellular component (GO): cytoplasm; microtubule
Molecular function (GO): GTP binding; structural constituent of cytoskeleton
Source: RefSeq, a predicted model, not a curated record